AUGGAAGGGUCCUAUUUGGGACAUUCUUAUAAAAGAGCUCAGAAUAUCGUUUUGGUAUCCCUUCGCAGUUAUUUGAUUUUGAAGUGUUACAAGAAUAUGAUUCCUGAAUAUUUAACUCUCAAUACGGGUGCCAAGAUGCCGGCUCUGGGUUUUGGCACUUGGACAUCGGUGGAUAGAAACAUUGUAGGUGAGAGCGUUGAGUAUGCAAUCCUCGAGGCAGGAUACCGCUUGAUCGAUACCGCUUACUUUUAUGAAUGUGAAGAUCAAAUCGGAGAAGCACUUAAAAGAGUUUUUGCAACAGGAAAAGUCAAGCGCGAGGAUUUGUUUAUCACGACCAAAGUGUGGCCCACUUUUGGUACUCGUAUAGAGGAGGGCUUGGAUCGCUCACUUGCCGAUUUCGGCCUUGACUACGUGGAUCUGUGUCUCAUUCAUUGUCCUGUUCCAAUCAAGUGUGACAGUCCUGAUGGAAAGCCUCUUUGGCCUCUUGAUGCUAACGGACGCAUGAUCAAAGAUCACUCGGUUACUCAUGUUGAUAUGUAUCUUCAGUUAGAGAAGGCUUACAAAAGCGGAAAAGCCAAAGCCAUCGGAAUAUCCAACUAUUCUGAGAUAUACAUUGAGGAAUUGCUCAAGUCUGCCUCGGUUGUCCCUGCUGUGAACCAAAUUGAAAUUCACCCACUUCUCCCUCAGAGAAAGCUUGCAGAGUAUUGCCAAAGCAAGGGCAUUGCGCUGACAGCUUUCAGUCCUUUUGGUGGUGAAGGGGCUCCUAUUCUCAAGAAUGAAGCUGUGAAGUCUAUAGCUGAGAAGUAUAAUGUGACUACGUCCACAAUACUGCUUAGUUUCCCUCUCAAUUUAGGAAUUUCCACCAUUCCGAAGUCGUUCAAGAAGCAACGGAUUCUUGACAACCUCAAAGUAAUUGAUCUUGAGCAGGAGGACAUCGAGAAACUUAUUGCUAUAGGAAGUAAGUCACCGGUGAGAUAUGAUCGCGAAGAGUUUGGUGUUGACCUUGGGUUUGAGGACUGGAAGCCAGAAUUGUUUCCUUAA
Messenger RNA from Kuraishia capsulata CBS 1993, 1041 nucleotides. RefSeq lists its product as uncharacterized. The coding region runs from base 1 to 1041 and encodes 346 amino acids. Gene Ontology annotation, molecular function: aldose reductase (NADPH) activity. Gene Ontology annotation, cellular component: cytosol. Lineage: Eukaryota; Fungi; Ascomycota; Pichiomycetes; Pichiales; Pichiaceae. The record is from RefSeq and is a predicted model, not a curated record. The transcript has a single exon.